CCCGCACUACGCACAUCUCCACAUAAUAACGCGAAAAAAAGUUAAAAAAUAUAACGAAACUACACGAAAACAAUGGAUAAGCCGUGGCGAGAACGGAGUGAGCUCGGCGUGGCACCUUGGGACACUGAAUACAUUAAAGAUCACAGCAGAAAUUUGAAUGUAGAAUCCACUACCGCUUUAGUUGACAAGGAACUGGGUAGCCCACAAGCUCGAGUGGCAAUGGAAAGAUGGAGUGGGAAUAGCAACGCUUGGAGUGCGGCGUUGGGAGCGAUGGGUGGUGCGGGGACUGUGCUGCUGUUUGCAGCGGUCCUCUUGGUGUGGCGACGACCGCGCCGGACCGAACCCCAUACGUUGGCACCAAUGGAUGUUGGUCAAAACGAGAUGCUGAUUCCGAAGGAGCAAUGCCGAGUGCAGCCGCUGACCGAGGUGCGCACGGCUAGCUCGCUGCCGCACGCACGGCUAGCGCGCACGCCAUCUAUCUCCUCGCAGAGUAGUCUCGACAGCGGAACCUCAAGGGCCACUAGUCACCGCGGCUCGUCACCAGCUAUCCGCACUUUCGCUCCGGACGGUCGGACGUUGGAAGCUGGCAGCACGGGCAUACCGCGAUCUCCGUCUCCUCUACGAGCUGCCUCACUGGACGUGCGUGCUGCAUCCCAUGCCCACGGCUCAUUAGCCUCGCUUGCAGACUCUCCCGCACCUUCCAGCCCGAGACACGUGCCUCCAAGGUGCCUGUCCCCGCUGCUUAUGCCGCCUAGUGCCCUGGGAGCCCUGCAACCCGACCUCUAUACCAAGCGGGAGGCUCCUCUCGUCAUAGAACUGGAAGGCGCAGGGCCCUCGCUCGGCAGAAUACAUCUACGAUUAAAAUACGACUUUGACAGAUCUGAUUUAGAGGUUCAUCUCAUUGAAGCGCACGACCUCGCGGGUUACGAAGCAGGAGGUUUCAACGACCCCUACGUGCGCGUCAGCCUACUGCCCGAGGUGGACACGCGCGUGCGCCAGACACCUGUCCACAGGAAUGAGGCCAACCCCUUCUUCGACCAGCACUUCAAGUUCCCGGUAUCACAUGACGAACUGGGUGACAAAACUCUCCUGCUUCAAGUGUUUGAUUAUGACAGAUUUUCUCGCAACGAAGUGAUGGGCUCAGCGAAGGUGCCCCUGUGCCGUGUGGAGGUGGCGGGCGGCGCGGAGGUGUGGGCCGAUGUCACGUAA
This is a messenger RNA of Papilio polytes (common Mormon), 1209 nucleotides long. Its product is annotated as synaptotagmin-3. Bases 73 to 1209 code for a protein of 378 amino acids. Gene Ontology annotation, cellular component: membrane. The record is from RefSeq and is a predicted model, not a curated record. Gene Ontology annotation, biological process: regulation of dopamine secretion; regulation of calcium ion-dependent exocytosis; calcium-ion regulated exocytosis. NCBI's taxonomy places the organism in Eukaryota, Metazoa, Arthropoda, Insecta, Lepidoptera, Papilionidae. The transcript is spliced from 8 exons. Gene Ontology annotation, molecular function: calcium ion binding; clathrin binding; calcium-dependent phospholipid binding.